This is a messenger RNA of Phaeoacremonium minimum UCRPA7, 849 nucleotides long. Its product is annotated as putative gamma-butyrobetaine hydroxylase protein. The transcript has a single exon. Gene Ontology annotation, molecular function: oxidoreductase activity. NCBI's taxonomy places the organism in Eukaryota, Fungi, Ascomycota, Sordariomycetes, Togniniales, Togniniaceae. Gene Ontology annotation, biological process: carnitine biosynthetic process. The record is from RefSeq and is a predicted model, not a curated record. Gene Ontology annotation, cellular component: mitochondrion. Bases 1 to 849 code for a protein of 282 amino acids.
AUGUCUGGUGGUGAAACCUUUGUCCGUGCGUUCUUUGACUUGAUCCGCUACGGUAUUAUCUUCCUGCGAGACGUUCCCCUUGAGGAAACGUCUGUCGAGGAGAUCGCCAAGCAGAUUGGUCAUCUUCAAUCAACAUUUUAUGGACUGACCUGGGACGUCAUCUCGAAGCCUGAAGCAGAGAAUGUUGCCUAUACCAAUGUAUUUCUGGGGCUUCACCAAGAUCUAAUGUACUGGAAUGACGUGCCCAAGAUUCAAAUUCUUCACUGCCUGGAGAAUAGCUGCGAGGGAGGCGAUUCGAUAUUCAGUGACGGUCUCAGAACUGCCUUGGAGAUCCAGGCGACGAACAGGCAAUACUUCACUAUUCUGAGAAAGGUGCGCGUUCCGUAUCACUACGAUAUCGCACCGCACAAAUAUAGACGCGACCGCCCAGUCAUCGCCACCGGUUCGGGCAAUCGGAAGCGCAAUGCGAGACACGCGAUUCGGGAUGUUUACUGGUCUCCACCAUUCCAAGCGCCCUUCUUCGCUUUGAAAGAAGUGCCGGGUCUCUUCGUUCCAGGCAAAGAGGAGCAGAAGGUCUGGCAUGCGGCCGCGAAGGUCUUCAAAGACGGCAUUGAGGCCCCGGAGAACGUGUUCCAGUAUAAAAUGAAGCCCGGGGAUUGCGUCCUGUUCGACAACAGAAGGGUCUUCCACGGCCGCCGUGAGUUUGACACUUCUUCUGGGAAGCGCUGGCUCAAGGGCGGAUAUAUCAGUAGUGAAGUUCUCCACAGCAAGGCCUCGUCCCUUAAGGAAGCUGGUCUGAUGCCGGUCGAGUCACCUUCGCGGGAGAGUUUCAAGCUUGAGACAGUCUAG